Dromaius novaehollandiae (emu) is the source of this 2891-nucleotide messenger RNA. It is a transcript of the gene PGF, whose product is annotated as placental growth factor. Gene Ontology annotation, cellular component: membrane. Gene Ontology annotation, molecular function: vascular endothelial growth factor receptor binding; chemoattractant activity; growth factor activity. Bases 180 to 725 code for a protein of 181 amino acids. The transcript has 7 exons. The record is from RefSeq and is a predicted model, not a curated record. Gene Ontology annotation, biological process: positive regulation of protein phosphorylation; response to hypoxia; positive regulation of angiogenesis. NCBI's taxonomy places the organism in Eukaryota, Metazoa, Chordata, Aves, Casuariiformes, Dromaiidae.
GGGCUGAGUCACGCCGGCCACUUCCGGCUGCCCCAGACGGCAACAACAGGCGCUGCGAGCACAGCGCUGGGGGCGCGCGGCACAGCCCACUUCCCCCCAUUGUCAGCGCCUCCUCGGCAAACAGCCCCCGCGCACCUGGGCUGGGGGCCGCUGCGACGCCACGGGAACCCACGGCGAGGAUGAGGGAGGUGCAGCACGGUCGCCCCCGCGCCGGGGCGAAGCCCCUGCCUGGCCGUGCCCGCCGCUGUCUCCUGUUCCUCGGUCCUCUCCCACCGCCGCACACAGUAGUGACCUUUCGGGAGAUCUGGAACCGCAGUUUCUGCCGGCCUCUGGAGCAGCUGGUGGAUGUCAUUACCGAGUUCCCCAACGAGGUGGAGUACAUCUUCAGGCCCUCCUGCAUCUCCCUGCAGCGAUGCGGCGGCUGCUGUGGGGACGAGGGGCUCCGCUGUGUCCCUGUGGAGAUGAGCACGGUCACCAUGCAGCUCCUGAAGAUAAAGCCAAGCGGAGAGGCGCCCUAUGUGGAGAUGGCCUUCACCCAGCACAAGCGCUGCGAGUGCAGAAGCAUGGUGGAAAUUCUGGCGUUGGCUCCUGUCGGGAAUAGCGAGUCCAAACCGUGGCAGGACCUGGUGAAAUUCGGGAGGGGGAGAUCAAAGGGCCGAGGUAAGAGAAGACAAAACAAGAAGAGACGUAAAGACUGUGAACUAUGCGGCACGCCGCGCAGGUAGCCUCCGCUGUGCCCGUGGCCCUGCUCCUGCUGUCGGGGUUUGAGCCGAUUGCAUUUCUGCCUAGCGCGUUGGAGCUACGGAGCUGCGCCCCUCUGCAGCCUGGAGGCAGGGGAGCGAUGGCUGCCGAAGGGAGCAGCCGGCAGGAAAGGGCUGCCCGGACUCUUGCUUGCUCCUGGCAGGAGCAUGGCCCUGGAGCUGAGGACUCUUCCUUGCCCCCAUCUGUGCUGUUUGCAGCAGGGACAGAAGGAUGCCUAACCAGGCCUGGGGCGAGGAUGAGGAGCGAGAGGUGCACGUCUGUGCUCAAGGGAAUGCUGGGGGCAGGGAGCUGGUAGAUGUGCAGCUGGAGUGGGCUGGGGAUAGUGUGAUCUGACCCGGGGAGCCGGCUCCAAGAGUGGCAGCAGCAGAGUCACUGCACAGCUGGGGAGGAAGGAAACCUGGGACAGGCAAGGCUGCAGGACUGCAUCUGCCCGAGCCUUGCCAUGGGGCAAGCCUGGGAGGGGACCUGGCCUGGGAAGCCCUCUUGGUGGGGAAUGGAGGAAACUGGGGGUGUCAGGGGCCCCUCAUGUGCUCACAGCCACAUUCCAACCUUGCUGUUUUCAAUAAAACCUGGCUGUCAGAGCCAGGAGCUGGCAGCAUGAGCAGUCCUGUCUCCUUCCUGACAGCUAUAAAGCUCUUUUCUGCCAGCUCCUGGUCAGUCCUGUGCUACUGGCACCUCAGCAUGCCCCAAAGCUGAGUCCUGCAUCACCUGAGGGACUGCCCUUGGUGUGAUGCUGGAGAUGGGGUAACCAGCAGGCCAGGACUGGCCCCCUGUCUGGCCUGGGGGCUAGCCCCUGUGCUGGAGCUUGGGGAGGGGGGGGGGGCUGGGGAGGGCCUUGGGCCAUUGGCCCCUCUCCUUCAUGCCAUAGUGUGGGGCCUGGGUGCCUCUCCCUGGUCACCAGCCCCUUCCUGCUCUGACCCCAGUCUAAGUAAUUAGCUGAGGGCUGGUGCCAGCUUGCUUUCCCAUGUCCUUCUGAUCUCACCUUCCUCCUUGCAGGCACCACAAUUUCACCCCAUCCUCCCCUUCAUCUCUGGGCUCCUCUGUGCCAGUCCUGGGCUCCUACCCUGAGGUUCUCCAGUCCCUGGCUGGGCUGUUGCAAGGCUGGGAGGCAGCAGCAGCCAAGCUGCCCAUGAGCCUCUCCACCCAAGCAAUACCUCACCAAGGGUCAUCCAUCCUGCCUUGUUCCUCCUGUGUGCAAGGUCUGCCAGGGGCCUGGCUUGCUGGGGGAGCCCCUCUCUCACUGGGAGCCUCCUGGGAUGUGUGGGGAGGCUGAUGUCUCUCCAUUGGGGUGGCUGUAGGGGCUGCUAUUUUCUGCUUUCCCAUGAGUUGCCCUAGGAGUGAGGUACCUCUGUGGGGCUGUGAUAACCCCCAUGGCUCCCCCAGGUAGGGGAUAGCCCCAGCUCUGCCCAAGCCCCUGUUUCUACCUUCCUCCAGCAAUGUCCCUGAGCUCUUGCCCAGCUGCGAUGCCAGCAGCCUGGCCCUGGGCUGCAGCAUGAGGAUGGGGGGAUGCAGCAGGUCCUGUGGCAGCAGGUCCCUGGCUGAGGAAGCUGGUGGUGCGUGUUCAAAGUGUGUGAGCCUGUGUGCUGCCAUGGCAUGGCACGGCCUGUACGAGCUGCCCUGGUGGAGCUGGGCAUACCCUCCCUGAGCCCCUCUGAGCCCGCUUUGAGCCCAUUUACACUUCUGGCUUCCAUAAUGUCCUGGGGCAGAGUUUCUCAGUAAGUGUGCUCUGCCUCAAAAACUUUGCAUUAAGCUCCUACCUGUUUGGGUCAUAGAGCAUCUUGCAGCUUGCAGGGUGGGUAAUGGGGACUGCCUGCUCCCCUUCCCACGCGGUUCGGGUCCGCACGGGCCGUGCAGCCCCCCGCGUCCGGGGGCCCUUCCCGAGCUGGCUCCCUGCUCCAUGCAGGCUCACUGCCUCUGUGUGCUGUGUCGGCCUGGCUGGGUGUGCUUUGAGGGUAGUGAGAGCUCUGCGCAGCGCUCAAGGGACACAAGGGUUCGUACAGUGGCACAAUGGUGGUUUCUGUCUUGGCUUUAAUACUGAAAGUUUUGCCAUGGUAGUAUUAAACUUUUAAAAUGGAAACUACUUAAAAAUGAGGAUAUUAAUUAAUAAUAAUAAAAAAAAUUGCCAAGAG